Molecule: messenger RNA, 345 nt
Organism: Angiostrongylus costaricensis
Lineage: Eukaryota; Metazoa; Nematoda; Chromadorea; Rhabditida; Metastrongylidae
Source: the annotation of a GenBank genome assembly
AUGACCCUGCUGAGUCGCUGCUGUCGUGCUUGGAUGUCUUUCGUGCUGCUACAGGACAUCGGAUUCAUCUGGAUGUGCUGUAAUGGUCGAGCUAGAUUUCUUCUGAAGAACUAUGCUCCUGAAGUUGCGCGACAACACUCGUUGUCCGUGGCACUGAUUGGUACCGUGAGACUACUACUCCUUGAAUACUUCGACUCUGGUCUACUACAUGCUUGUCAUUUGACGCUAACUGUAGUGUAUUCACUGAGUAUGCUAGGAGAGAUGUUCUACUUCGAGUCAUUGAACUCAUCCGUUCCAAAUAUCGCAAGGAUAGUUGUCCAAGGUAAAUACACUUCGUUGCUUUAA